Molecule: messenger RNA, 1319 nt
Organism: Centropristis striata (black sea bass)
Lineage: Eukaryota; Metazoa; Chordata; Actinopteri; Perciformes; Serranidae
Product: ly6/PLAUR domain-containing protein 6-like
Exons: 5
Coding region: 211-729 (172 amino acids)
Biological process (GO): positive regulation of canonical Wnt signaling pathway
Molecular function (GO): acetylcholine receptor inhibitor activity
Source: RefSeq, a predicted model, not a curated record
AAUGGAUUAAUUCCCCCUGUGAUCCAGCUGCAGAGUGGCAGUGACGUCACAGUGACGUAGCAGCGCCUCCUCCCGCAGCUCCUCUGAGCAGCUCAGUUAGUUUGUGAUUUUCCUCUUUUUGCUGCGGGUCUCCUGACGGUUUACCGAGGACAUAAAUCCGCGUUCGCGUGUCCAAGCAGAAAAGUGCAUGACGAAACCUUUUGGCCAGCGAUGGAGGCAUGGCCAACGGUGGCCUGGGUCCUGCUCAUGACCAGCAUCGCUGACUGGCAGAAAACUGUCCAGUCACGGGACUUCUCCAUGACGGACAUUAUCCUGCUGCAUCCCUCAACGACACCUCACCCCGGUGGCUUCAAGUGCUUCACAUGUGAAGACGCUGCAGAUAACUAUGAGUGUAACCGCUGGGCGCCGGACGUUUACUGUCCCAGAGAUGCCAAAUACUGUCUCACACUACACAUGAUGGACAACCACGGGGAAAGCGUGUCCGUGACAAAGCGUUGUGCGGCGCUGGACGACUGUCUGUACACCGGCUGUGCUGAUGUCACCGAUAAUGGCUAUCAGAUGUGCUCGUCCUGCUGCGAGGGCAACAUCUGCAACGUGUUGGUGCCGAGGAAUGCAAGCAGCGCCGUUUUCUCCUCCACGUCUCCGCUGACCAGCUCCAGCAGAGGCUCUCCUCCCGCCACGCUGAGCUACAUCAUCAUCAUCGCCAUAUUUACAUGUGGAUAUAUUUGAGAGGCUUAGUGUAAAUAAGAACAGACUUGAUAAAGGAUGCUUUUUGUGAAAAUGUAUUUCCUUUUUUAACAAACCUGGUAAAUGCAGCAUCAGGGAUUCAUUUUUAUGUGAUCCUGAGGUUGUUUCAGUGUUUUUAAUUGAGGUUUGAACAAAUAAAAGACCCGUCACUGCUGCACUAUAUUCCCUCACAUUAGGUUUCUUUUUGUUAAUUUAUGCUAAGUGUAGAAGUUGUAUCAGUAUUAUUGUGACCGUGUUUUUUUUAACCAUGUCAGUGUGUAAUUUUCUAAGGUUUUGUCAAUAUUAAAAUUGCUUGUAAAUACAAUUAUCUCAAUGUCUUAUCUUAUAUAAAUAUCCAACAUGGAAGAAAAACUGAUGGAUUUAAGACAGAAACAUGAAUGGCUUACAAUCCAAUCCUGUAAUAUGUAAUCAAGGUUAAAAUACAGUAGAUUUAACAUUUUGAUCUAUUUGGACCUUCAGCAAAUUACACUCCUUCCAUUCACUCUGAAAUAUAAAUACUAAUCUUCAAUUUUAUAGGAAUUAUGUUCAAUCAAUGACAUCAUGCUAUUUAUGGUUGAGCUUCAAAUAUUUAA